Paramecium sonneborni is the source of this 2054-nucleotide messenger RNA. Lineage: Eukaryota; Ciliophora; Oligohymenophorea; Peniculida; Parameciidae. The record is from the annotation of a GenBank genome assembly.
AUUUUUAAUGCCUAGUGUGUUAUCCAAGAUUCCUUUGCCUCAAUCAUUUUAGAAUAAGGCGCUUUCAGGAGCAUUAUUGGUUUUAAUAUUAAUGAUUGUAAAAUCGAAAAAAGAAGCAUCUUCUCCUAGAAAGAUACCGAGGAAAUAUGGUCAAGGAAAUGUUGAUAAAGUAUUUAUAAACAGAAUCAUGGAUCUAUUGAAAAUUGUUAUUCCUUCAAUUAAAAGCAUGGAGAUAUUUGAUUUAAGUGUAUUAACAGUGUUUUUAGUAAUCCGUACGAUGAUGAGUAUCUAUAUAUCAUCUUUGAAUGGUAGAAUAGUUAAAACAAUUAUUAAUGGUGAUUUUUAAAAGUUUAUAUAGAAGGUAUGAUAUUUCAAUAUGUAGAUCGUCUAAUUGGGUUUGGUUGCUGUACCUGCAAGUUUUGUUAAUAGUUAUUUAGAAUAUCUAAAUAAAUCACUUUCUUUAAGAUUUAGAAGGAGAUUAACUGAAUACUUUCAUGAUUAGUACAUCAAAAAUAUGAUCUUUUAUUAAGUUUCUAAUUUAGAUAGUCGGGUUUCUAAUCCAGACUAAAGAUUAACUACAGAUAUAGAGAAAUGGGCCAAUUCAUUGUCUCAAAUUUACUCAAAUUUUUCUAAACCAAUUUUAGAUAUAAUUUUAUUCUCAAAAAAAUUAGCUGUUUCUAUUGGGUAUUAAGGACCAAUGUAUGUAUUUUUAUGGUAUUUUUUUUCAGGAGUACUAUUAAAAUUAGUAUCUCCAGCAUUUGGUAAAUUAACUGCAAUCGAUUAAAAAUUAGAAGGUGAAUAUCGAAAUGUUCAUAGUCAACUUUUGUAUCAUGCAGAAGAAGUAGCAUUUUUAUAAGGUUAAAAUUGGGAAAAACUAAAGAUAAAUUAAUCAUAUUCAUAACUUAAUAAGCAUUAAAUAUUAGUGAAUAAAUUAAGAUUGUUUAUGGGUAUAUUUGAUGGACUUCUUGUUAAAUAUGGAGCAGUAAUGGCAGGAUAUGGAAUUAUGGGUUUACCAGUUUUUGGUCCUAAUAGAGAAGAAUAUUUGAAAAAAAUUGGAAAUGAUAAAAGUGCCAUUACAAGAGAUUAUGUCAGCAAUAGCUCCUUAUUAAUUAAUUUGGCUAAAGCAAUUGGUAGAUUAGUUGUCAGCUAUAAAGAAAUAUAAUAAUUAGCUGGAUAUACAAGAGUUGUUUAUGAAAUUAAGGAAGUUUUAUCAGAUUUAACAAAUGGGUAUUAUAGAAGAACUUAAGUAUAAGGAGAGAAGGAAACUGGAUAAUUAUAAGUUGAUCAAUAAAAACAUUAAACAAUUUAAUUAGAUAAAGGCUAAGUAAGUAAAAUUAUUAAAGUUAGAUAAUUUAAACUGAAGAUAUUAUAGAAUUUGAUAAUGUUCCUAUUAUUUCCCCAAAUGGAGACACUCUAAUAAAAGGAAUGUCUUUUAAAAUUACUCCUGGAAUGAAUGUUAUAAUAAGUGGACCUAAUGGAUGUGGUAAAUCUUCUCUUUUUAGAAUUUUGGGAGCUUUAUGGCCAGUUUAAGGAGGUACAUUAUAUAGACCUGUAAUUGAUAAAUUAUUUUACAUUCCUUAAAGACCAUAUUUGCCUCCUGGAACUUUGAGGGAUUAAAUCAUAUACCCACAUACUAAAUUAUAAAUGUUGAGGAGAAAGAUUAAUGAUUAAGAUCUUAAUAAACUAUUAGAAGAUGUUUAAUUAGAUUACUUAAUCUUAAGAGAAAGAGGUUUGGAUGCAAAUAAUGACUGGAACGAUAUUCUAAGUGGAGGAGAAAAACAACGUAUUGCUAUGGCUAGAUUAUUCUAUCAUAAACCUCAAUAUGCUAUUUUAGGUAUUUAAAAUAAAUAAUCCUAUAGAUGAGUGCACUUCAUCUGUUAGUAUGGAUAUUGAAGCCAUUAUGUAUAAUAAAGCAAAAGCUCUGAAUAUUACUUUGUUUACAGUUUCACAUAGAUAAUCAUUGUUUAAAUUUCAUGAGUACAUUCUAAAAUUUGAUGGAGAAGGUAAAUACUGGUUCAAUAAAUAAAAUAUUUGAGAAAAAAUAUAAACAUAAU